This is a messenger RNA of Salmo salar (Atlantic salmon), 9478 nucleotides long. The record is from RefSeq and is a predicted model, not a curated record. NCBI's taxonomy places the organism in Eukaryota, Metazoa, Chordata, Actinopteri, Salmoniformes, Salmonidae.
UGCCAUAUCAUAUCUUACGGCAAAUCCUGACUCCUCCCGUUAUCCACAUAUAGAAAAUAGUCUAUGACUGUAGUUAUGACAUAGUGGUCUACGACUGGUGUGUCGUAGUCCGAUGGUCCCUUUAUAUACUCCACUCUUGCACACCUCACACCAAUCAAGUUUAACUGACUUUCAUACAGAACUCAAUGAACUACUGUGCGUGAAACUGUUGCUUUACUACUCACCAGCUAUAGAACGAACUGAACUGAAGCAUCAUUUCUCAAAAAGUGACAUUAUUCUCUAAGCCUAUCUAUUAAGAAGCAGAGACUACAUUUGUCAAGCCACUGCCAAUUAACAACCAGUGACCGGCUGUAAAUCGGACUGUAAAUCUGACCAUUUAAUUCAUCGUUGUCCUACCUAACAAGAAGUGGCUUCUUCACAUCCGAAAAGUCUUCGGGGAACAUUUUUUAAAACUCAUCUCUCCAAGUUUUGAACUUUUACCACAGCGAAUAGUGCGCACGCUUGGCAUCGACACGUUAAACUCUUUUGCAGAUAAUUUCACACAUCGGUCUAUCUUUCGGUAUAAAAAGCCACACAUGGAAACCGCCAGCAUGUCAAGCAAUAAUGCACAUUACUACGACAACAGCCAUCCACCACAGUACUACCAGGGCACUGACAACUCUGAAGGGGACGAGGAAGACGAGAUGCCGGCUACAGAGAAGGACCUUGCUGAGGAUGCGCCAUGGAAGAAAAUACAACAGAACACUUUUACCAGGUGGUGCAAUGAGCACCUCAAGUGCAUCAACAGGAGCAUCACUGACUUGCAGAAGGAUUUUGGCGACGGUUUAAAGCUGAUCGGGCUCCUGGAAGUUCUGAGUCAGAAGAAGAUGUACAGAAAGCACCACAAUAGACCCAACUUCAGACAGAUGAAACUGGAAAAUGUGUCUGUGGCUCUUGAAUUCUUGGACAGGGAACACAUCAAGUUGGUGUCUAUUGACUCCAAGGCCAUCGUGGACGGGAACCUGAAGUUGAUCCUGGGUCUGAUCUGGACUCUGAUCUUGCACUACUCCAUCUCCAUGCCCAUGUGGGAGGACGAGGAUUAUGAGGAGGCCAAGGAACUGACCCCCAAGCAGAGGCUGCUGGGCUGGAUCCAGAACAAGGUGCCUGAGCUGCCCAUCAACAACUUCCACCGCGACUGGAGGGACGGCAAGGCCCUAGGAGCCCUGGUAGACAAAUGUGCCCCUGGUCUGUGCUCUGACUGGCAGGCCUGGGACCCUAACCAGCCUGUGGAGAACGCCAGAGAGGCCAUGCAGCAGGCUGAUGACUGGCUGGGUGUGCCCCAGGUGAUCAACCCUGAGGAGAUUGUAGAUCCGGAAGUGGAUGAACAGUCUGUGAUGACUUACCUGUCCCAGUUCCCUAAGUCUAAACUGAGGCCUGGCGCUCCCCUCAAACCUAAAGGGGUUCAGCUGUACCCCAAAAAAGCCAAGUCUUACGGACCAGGUAUUGAGGCAAAUGGUAACAUGGUUCUGAAGCCAGCAGUGUUCACAGUGGAAACUCUGCAGGCGGGUCAGGCUGAGGUGCUGGUGUAUGUCAUUGAUCCUGAGGGACACACUGAGGAGGCUAAGGUGGUCUUCAACAACGACAAGAACAGGACCCACACCGUAAUUUACAUCCCCAAGUUUCAGGGCGCCCACAAAGUGAAAGUGCUGUUUGCUGGGCAGGAUAUUGAUAAGAGCCCCUACACAGUGAAUGUGGCCAAGGCCAUAGGUGAUCCCAACAAGGUCCAGGCCAGAGGACCAGGGCUGGAAGCUACUGGCAACAUGGCCAACAAACCCAUCUACUUUGACAUCUACACUGCAGGUGGCGGUAACGGUGAUGUGAGCGUUGUCAUCGUGGACCCUGAGGGGAAGAAAGACACAGUGAAACUGAUCUUGGACAACAAGGGGGACAGUGUUUUCCGUUGCACCUACUGGCCCAUGUUGGAAGGCCCCCACACCAUCCAUAUCCUGUUUGCCGGUCAGGAGAUUCUUAAGAGCCCCUUCAAGGUUCAAAUCGCAGAGGCCAUCAAUGCCAACACGUGUUGUGCCACAGGCCGAGGCCUUCAGCCAAAAGGGGUGAGGGUCAAGGAGGUGGCAGACUUCAAGGUCUUCACCAAGGGAGCUGGCAACGGAGAGCUCAAGGUCUCAGUGACUGGACCAUGUGGAGAUGAGGAGCCAGUGAAAGUAAAGGAUAUUGGUGAUGGUGUCUAUGAAUGUGAAUAUCUUCCUAACCAGACUGGUAAAUACAGCGUCAACAUCGCCUGGGGAGGACAGCCCAUCCCACACAGCCCCUUCGAUGUGGAGGUGAGUGAGGUGGCAGGCCCUCAGAAGGUGAGAGCCUGGGGUCCUGGUCUGGUGACCGGCCAGGUAGGCAAGUCGGCUGACUUCAUGGUGGAGGCCAUCGGCACGGAAGUGGGAACUCUGGGCUUCUCUAUCGAGGGUCCAUCCCAGGCUAAGAUUGAGUGUGAUGAUAAGGGUGACGGCUCCUGCGAUGUCCACUAUUGGCCCACUGAGCCAGAUGACUACGCUGUCCAUGUCAUAUGUGAUGACGAAGACAUCAAGGACAGCCCCUUCAUGGCCCACAUCCUCUCUGCAACCAAUGACUGCUUCCCUGAGAAGGUGAAAGCUUUCGGUCCAGGCCUGGAGCCCAUAGGGGUCAUCGUAAACAAACCAGCAGAGUUCACCAUCGAUGCCCGCGAGGCUGGCAACGGCCAUCUGAAGAUCUAUGCCAAGGAUACAGAGGGCGUCACCAUCGACAUUAAGAUCACUGAUAAGGGAGACGGGACCUUCUUGUGUGUGUACGUCCCCAUCAAGCCCAUCAAACACACCAUCAUCAUCACCUGGGGAGAUGUCAACAUACCCAACAGCCCCUCCAGGGUGAUUGUUGGAGAGGGCUGCCACCCAGACAAGGUCAAGGUGUAUGGUCCAGGAGUGGAGAAGACAGGACUCAAGGCCAACGAGCCCAACUUCUUCACUGUGGACUGCACAGAGGCUGGACAAGGAGACAUCAGUAUUGUGAUCAAGUGUGCUCCAGGAGUGGUGGGUCCAGCCGAGGCUGACAUCGACUUUGACAUUAUCAAGAACGACAAUGACACCUUCACUGUCAAGUACACCCCCCCCGGUGCAGGGAAAUACACCAUCAUGGUGUUGUUUGCUGAACAGGAAAUCCCCAUUAGUCCAUUUAGAGUGAAGGUGAAUCCUUCCCAUGAUGCUGGCAAUGUGAGGGCUGAGGGCACAGGACUCAACAAGACAGGCGUGGAGGCGGGCACUCCGACCCACUUCACCAUCUUCACAAAGGGAGCAGGCAAGGCCAAGCUAAAGGUCCAGUUCACAGCAGCAGAACUGAAGGGAGAGGCUGUCAGGGACUUUGAGAUCAUAGACAACCAUGACUACUCCUACACCGUUAAGUACACCGCUGUUCAACAGGGUCAGAUGACCAUCUCCGUCACCCAUGGAGGGGACCCCAUUCCCAAGAGCCCCUUCAAUAUUACUGUGGCUCCUCCUGUAGAUCUGGGAAAGGUCAAGGUUACAGGACUGGACACCAAGGUAGAAGUUGGCAAGGAUCAAGAGUUCUACAUCAACACCCAGGGAGCCGGAGGACAGGGCGAGGUGGCCGUCAAGAUGACCUCACCCUCUGGCCGACCAAUCCCUUACAAGUUGGAUUCGGACACAGCCAAUGGAGCCCACUCGGUGAAGUACAUCCCCCCAGAGGAGGGGCCUUACAAGGUGGACGUCAGCUAUGAUUGCAACCCUGUCCCUGGAUCCCCCUUCGCUGUGGAGGGAGUGAUGCCUGCUGACCCAUCAAAGGUGCGUGCAUACGGCCCAGGCCUGAAGGGAGGCAUUGUGGGUAAACCAGCCCCCUUUGCCAUUGACACCAAUGGAGCGGGCCCCGGCGGGCUGGGCCUGACUGUGGAGGGGCCGUGCAAGGCUAAGAUCGAGUGCCAGGACAACGGACACGGUACCUGCUCAGUGUCCUACCUGCCAACUGAGGCUGGAGAGUAUGCCAUCAAUAUCCUGUUUGGAGAGCAGCAUAUCCCUGGGUCUCCUUUCAAGGCAGCUGUUAAGCCAUGCCUGGAACCCAGCAAGGUAACAGCCAGUGGUCCAGGCCUAGAUAAAGCCAAAGCAGGGGAACCAGCCUACUUUACAGUGGACUGCACCAGUGCCGGAGAGGCUAAGCUCACCAUCGAGAUUGUCUCUGAGUCCGGGGCUCAGGCCGAGGUCCACAUCCAGAAGACAGACGAGGGAACCUUCUCUGUCACCUACAUCCCACCUUUCCACGGCACACACACCAUCACCAUUAAGUACGGGGGUCAUGUGGUUCCCAACUUCCCUGCGCUCAUCCAAGUGGAGCCGGCUGUUGAUACCAGCGGAGUGCAGGUCUAUGGACCAGGAGUGCAGCCCAGAGGAGUCAUCAAGGAGGUUACCACUCACUUCAUUGUGGAUGCCCGCAAAAUGACCAAGACCUUUGGUGACCACUUGAAAGCAUGCAUCAUCAGCCCUUCAGGCACCAGCACGGACACCUACAUCACAAACAAGGGAGACGGAACCUUCAGAGUGGAAUACACCGCCUAUGAGGACGGUAUGCAUGUGAUUGAGGUACUGUAUGACGAGGUGGCCAUCCCUAAGAGUCCCUUCAGGGUGUCAGUGGUGGAGGGGUGUGACGCCACCCGGGUCAGGGCCUACGGGCCAGGGCUGGAGGGAGGACUCAUCAACAAACCCAACUGCUUCACCGUCGAGACCAGGGGUGCUGGUACUGGAGGCCUGGGCCUGACCAUAGAGGGAGCGUCAGAGGCAAAAAUUACCUGUAAAGAUAACAAAGAUGGCAGCUGCAGCGUAGAGUACGUUACCUUCAAACCUGGAGAGUACGACGUCAAUAUCAACUUCGGAGGACACCCCAUUCCAGGCAGUCCGUUCAGCGUGCCAGUGAGGGAUGUGGUGGAUCCCAGUAAGGUGAAAUGUUCAGGCCCAGGUUUGGGUGACGGAGUCAAAGCCCACCUACCUCAGACCUUUACUGUGGACUCUACACAGGCAGGACAGGCAAAACUGGAGGUCAGUCUCACAGGACCAUCAGGUUCAGAGCCUGUUGCUGUAAAAAACAACAGUGAUGGUACACAUACAGUCAAUUACACUCCAGUUCAUGAUGGCCCUUACACUGUGUCAGUUAAAUAUGGAGACCGGGAGGAUCCUCGCAGUCCAUUCAAGGUGAGAUCUCAGCCUGGUCAUGAUGCCAGUAAGGUUUGUGCAAGCGGUCCAGGUCUGGACAAGUCAGGUGUGCCCGCCAGCCUGCCAGUGGAGUUCACCAUUGAUGCCCGCGACGCAGGAGAGGGACUGCUCACUGUACAAAUACUGGACCCAGAUGGCAAGCCAAAGAAGGCUACCAUAUAUGAUAACAGAGAUGGGACCUACACCGUGUCCUACGUACCAGACUCCACCGGCCCUUACACCAUCAUGAUCAAGUAUGGAGGCGAUGAGAUCCCCUACUCUCCCUACCACAUCUUAGCCCUGCCCACUGGAGAUGCCAGCAAGUGUCUGCUCACUGUGUCCAUCGGAGGACAUGCCCUGGCAUCAGGUCUGACUAAGAUGCAGGUGCACGAGGAGGCCAUCGUCUCUGUGGACGCAAAGGCUGAUGGGAAGGGCAAGGUGACCUGCUCGGUCACGACCCCAGAGGGGGUGGAGCUAGACAUGGAUGUGCAGGAGAACCGUGAUGGAACCUUCGACAUCUACUACACCGCUCCAGAACCCGGAAAAUAUGUAAUCACCAUCCGCUUCGGAGGACAGCACAUACCCAAGAGCCCCUUCCAUGUUACGAGAAUGAACGGGUGCUGUCCUGGGUCACGGCAAAGGAUUUGCACUCUGGGAGGGGGACACUGUGGAGUUGUCAACCGUGAUGGAGAGGUCUUUGAGUGGGCAAGCCUUCCCUGGAAAGAAGAGCAGCUUCGUCUUGUCGAGGCAACAAAGGAGCCCAUUGUCCCUAGUGACAGCAUGGAUCAGUUCCGCCCUCUCAACCUGGUCAUCCCAUUCACUGUACAGCAGGGACCGAUCACAGGUGAGGUGCGUAUGCCUUCCGGUAAGACGCCCCGCCCCUACAUCACAAACAACAAGGAUAGGACCAUCACAGUUAAAUUCAACCCUACUGAGAAGGGUCUGCACGAGAUGGACAUCAAGUAUGAAGGAAAUCACAUCCCAGCAAGCCCCCUCCAGUUCUAUGUGGAUGCUAUGAACAGUGGUCUGGUGACAGCAUACGGCCCUGGUCUCUGUCACGGCACCAUCAACAAACCUGUCACUUUUACCGUGGUCACCCAGAACGCUGGAGAAGGUGGUCUGUCCCUGGCGGUGGAGGGUCCUUCUAAGGCAGAGAUCACCUGUAAAGACAAUAAGGAUGGAACCUGUACUGUAUCCUACCUGCCCACCUCACCAGGAGACUACAAGAUCAUUGUCAAGUUUGACAACAAACACAUACCCGGCAGCCCCUUCACUGCUAAAAUCACUGGUGAUGACUCUAUCAGGAUGUCCCAGCUCAACGUGGGGACAGCAGCAGACUUAUCACUGAAGAUCACAGAGUCUGACCUGAGUCUGCUGACGGCUAGUAUCAGAGCUCCAUCAGGCAACAAAGAGCCAUGUUUGCUCAAGAGACUGCCCAGCAGACACAUAGGUAUCUCCUUCACCCCUAAGGAGGUGGGAGAGCACGAGGUGAGCGUGAAGAAGAACGGUAAGCACGUGACCAACAGCCCUUUCAAGAUCCAGGUUGGCCAGUCAGAGAUUGGCGAGGCCAGUAGGGUCAAGGCCUUUGGUAAAGGACUGGUGGAGGCACACACCUUCGAAAUGACUGAGUUCUUUGUGGACACUAGGAAUGCAGGUUAUAGUGGUCUGGGGUUGUCGAUCGAGGGUCCGAGUAAAGUGGAUAUUAACUGUGAGGUUGUGGAGGAUGGGACGUGCAGAGUCAGUUACUGCCCCACAGAGCCAGGCAACCACAUCAUCAACAUCAAGUUCUCUGACAAGCACAUCCCAGGAAGUCCUUUCACUGUGAAGGUGACAGGAGAAGGAAGGAUGAAGGAGAGCAUCACCAGGAAGAGAACUGCCCCCGCCAUCGCUUCUGUCGGCAGCGCCUGUGGCCUCAACCUCAAAAUCCCUGGAAACUGGUUCCAGAUGGUGUCAGCCCAGGAGAGGAUGACGCGCACAUUCACACGCAGCAGCCACACGCACACGCGCAUGGAGCGCACGGAGAUCAGCAAGAUGCAGGGCGGCGAGACGAAGAGGGAGGUGAGGGUCGAAGAGAGCACCCAGACGGGAGGAACAGGAGGAGCCAGUCCAUUCAGAGAUGUUUUUGGAGAGUUCCUGGGCAGAGAGAGUCUGGCUAGCUUCGCUGGGAUACCCGCUACAGUCACACCAGGUGAAACCGCUACCAAGGGUAGUAUGAUGGCCCAGGUUAUCAGCCCUGGGGGUAAAACAGAACAGGCAGAGAUCAUAGAUGGAGGGGACAGCACCUACAGCGUCCGCUUCGUGCCCCAGGAGAUGGGGGCCCACACGGUCAAUGUGAAGUACAGCGGGCAGCACGUCCCAGGUAGUCCCUUCCAGUUUACAGUGGGACCCCUGGGAGAAGGAGGGUCCCACAAGGUUCGGGCCGGAGGCACUGGGCUGGAGAGAGGAGUGGCAGGAGCACCAAAUGAGUUUAGUAUCUGGACGCGGGAGGCCGGUGCAGGCGGUCUGUCCAUCGCUGUAGAGGGCCCCAGUAAGGCUGAGAUCUCCUUUGAAGACAGGAAGGAUGGAUCCUGUGGGGUGGUGUACAUCGUACAGGAUCCAGGUGACUAUGAAGUGUCAAUCAAGUUCAACAACGAGCACAUCCCCGACAGCCCCUUUGUUGUUCCCAUAGCAACGCUGUCGGAUGAGGCAUGCCGACUCACUGUCACCAGCCUGCAGGAGAAGGACCUAAAGGUGAACCAGGAAGCGUCGUUCGCUGUACAGUGUAAUGGGGCAAGGGGCGUGGUCGAUGCUAAGGUCCAUACCCCCUCCGGCUCAUCAGAGGAGUGCUACAUCACAGAGCUGGACAGUGACAAGAACGCCAUCCGCUUCAUUCCCCGUGAGAAUGGCGUGCACUCCAUCGACGUCAAGUUCAAUGGCAGCCACAUCCCUGGAAGUCCGUUCAACGUGAGGGUGGGGGAGGCCGGACAGGCUGGAGACCCAGGCAUGGUGACAGUGUAUGGGCCUGGACUGGAUGGAGGAUCCACAGGUGUAGCCUCAGAGUUUGUAGUGAACACCUGUAACGCUGGGUCGGGUGCCCUGUCCGUGACCAUCGACGGUCCCUCAAAGGUGAAGAUGGACUGUUCCGAUUGCCUUGAUGGCUACAAGGUCAUCUACACACCCAUGGCCCCCGGCAACUAUCUCAUCACCAUCAAAUAUGGAGGACCCAACCAUAUAGUGGGCAGCCCAUUCAAAGCCAAAGUCACAGGUACCCGUCUGUCUGGUGGUCACAGCCUUCACGAGACGUCCUCGGUCCUGGUAGAGACGAUCACUAAGACGUCCAAGUUAGCAGGAGCGUACAGUACCUCGUCCUCCUCAAAACUGACCUCUGACGCCAGCAAGGUGGUGUGUCGAGGCGGUGGGCUCACCAAGGCUCUGGUCGGACAGAAGAAUAUAUUCAAUGUGGACUGCAGCAAAGCAGGUACUAACAUGUUGCUGGUGGGAGUGCACGGUCCCAGGACGCCCUGUGAAGAGGUGUACGUUAAACACAUGGGCAACCGCCUGUACAACGUCACCUACGCUGUCAAAGACAAGGACAACUACACCGUCAUCGUCAAGUGGGGGGAUGACAGUGUCCCAGGUAGCCCCUUCAAAGUAGCUGUGCCCUGAAAUAACUCUGUUCUCCAAACCUUGAAAUCUCACCCCUGACCCCCAUUUCACCCCCACCCUGCUCCGCUACUCCGCUACACUCUUCAAUGGACGACUGUAGAACGAACCUCCUCUCUCAAUAUGCACAAAAAAAUGCAAGGGAGUUUUUCUCUCCCUCUCCCCUAUAAGGAAAAAAUAAGAUUUCAACCUUUAUUUAAAAAUUAUUAACUCUAACUGUUACUGUUUAGAGAAAAGUUGUCGGUGACUAGUGUGGUGUCAUAGAGUUGGAAAGAGGGCACUCCUAUAUUUUGCUAUUAAUCGUUUCUGUAACUGCAUGGGCAGUGCGCCGUCUAUCGAUCUCUGUGUACUGUAGAUGUGUUCCAAGUCAUGUUGGUCAAAGUAUUUUGAUUGGUCCCAAGGCCCUGUUUGACCAAUAGAAAGGGAUUGUUGUGUAGCAAAGGAUGGCUUAAUGUGUGAAUGUUAUAAACAGAAGAUAAUUUGCUAUUAAACAGUAUUAAAUAACAUGUGGUUUUGUAUGCUUAAAAAAAGAGAAACAUGUAUUUUUGUUAUAUUAACCUAUAUUUUUUUGUAAACUUUGCAGAUAUAAUAAAGAUUUAACUGCUGCCUUGACAAAA